AUUAUGUCAACUCUUUUCCAUAAGUUAAUUGUAGACGCGGUUAAAUAACUGUUAUAUGAAAAAGUAGGAUUGAUUUGAUUGAUUAAAAUUGCUUAAUUGCAGUUUAGUGCCUGUAAUUGAAAUAGUUAGAAUACAAUAACUGUCCUUACCGUGAUAGUGACGCACCCACUGUUAGAAUCAUCUAUUCUUCAUUUAGCAUUAAGUGUUCAAGACAGAGAUCAUACAUAUCCUUUGAUAAGUUUUGAAGAAACAAAAUGAGCGAAGAAACAAAAAUGUAUGAAAAGUUAUUAAAACGGGUCAACACGUUGCUUAUUAUGGCCGGUUGUCAUUUUGACGAAACAGAUGCAAAACGUACUGUCAUACAGCGUUUCAGUAGUAGAAGGUAUUUUUGUUUCAAUAUGGUUAUGUUAACCAUUCACUUGAUAUGUGAUUUUACUUGGCUUGCCCUUGAGUAUAAAAGGGCGAGUCUAAUAGAACUAACAUAUUUCAUACCAUGCGUGACUCUGAGUUUGCUGGCUUGCACAAAAUCAUAUUUAUUAGUAAAAAACGGGGAGCACGUCAUCGAUUUAAUAAAAUCUACUAAGAUAUUGCAAGCCAUAUCUGGGAGAUUUGAAUUGAGAACAAAGACAGAGAGAGAAUCGAAUAAAAGCGUGACAAUACUCACAGCAUUCAUGAAUUUCAAUCUUGUAUUGUACAUUCUGGGCUAUAUAUUGUUUGCCAUAGGCCCAUUGAUUUUGACGGGUGUUUUAUACAAAUCGUCUGGGAAACUUGUAAUGCAAAUACCAUUCGUAGCUUGGUAUCCAUUUGAUGAAACUGAUAUACGAUAUUGGCCUAUUGCUUAUUUUCAUCAACUUUGGGCAGGAUUUUUUGAUGCGUCUUCCGUCCACGGAUCUGACAGCUUCUAUUCCCUAUCCUGCGUUUUCCUUCAAAUUCAGUUCAAAACGCUGCAAUAUGAUAUAGAGCAAAUUAUUCCUGAAGAGACAAACAUUAAUACCCCAGAAUUUUACAAAAGCUUUAGAAAAAGAUUUAUGCUUAUAGUUAUGAGACACCAGGAACUAAUUAGGUGCGUAAAUGUGCUCGAGGUGAUUUAUUCAAAAUCUAAUUUGUGCAUUAUCGCCGUAAGUUCCAUUGUGAUUUGCAUCAGCGCAUUCAAUUUUACGACAUCUGAUGAUAUAAUCUGGAGGACAAUUUUCUUAGGUUUUUUCAUCAUGUGGUUACUUCAAGUUUUUUCCUUAUGUUACUAUAGUAACCUUAUUAGCUUAUCUAGUACGGAAGUUAGUAAUGCUAUUUAUAACAGCUACUGGUACAAAGCUAACGCAGAAGUUAUGAAAGACUUGCUUUUCGUAUUGAGAAGGGGACAAAAGCCGUGCAAGUUAACCGCAUGGGGCUACUCUGAUCUCAAUUUGGCAGUCUUCAGUAAGAUAGUCAGCACAUCUUGGUCAUAUUUUGCUCUGUUGCAAACAAUGUACAGUGAAUAA
Molecule: messenger RNA, 1478 nt
Organism: Chilo suppressalis (striped riceborer)
Lineage: Eukaryota; Metazoa; Arthropoda; Insecta; Lepidoptera; Crambidae
Source: the annotation of a GenBank genome assembly